Messenger RNA from Fragaria vesca subsp. vesca, 2242 nucleotides. RefSeq lists its product as uncharacterized. The record is from RefSeq and is a predicted model, not a curated record. NCBI's taxonomy places the organism in Eukaryota, Viridiplantae, Streptophyta, Magnoliopsida, Rosales, Rosaceae. The transcript has 13 exons. Gene Ontology annotation, cellular component: Ric1-Rgp1 guanyl-nucleotide exchange factor complex; Golgi membrane. The coding region runs from base 241 to 1854 and encodes 537 amino acids. Gene Ontology annotation, biological process: retrograde transport, endosome to Golgi.
CACACAUAAAAAGCACACAUACUGCUCGCAUCUACCCAACUGAAAAAUUCGCGAAAGCAAAAACAGACGACGAAGAAGAAGACCAAGACUCACACAACAGCAAAUGGAGCUACCAAAACGUCGUCGUUCACCGCGAUCCGCACUCUAACCUCCACGCUCACUCCAGCCAUGAGCUUCUGAGAGCUCUCUCGCUUCUCCUCAAGAUCUAACCCCACCACAAAAUUGGAGUUGUCAACCGAAAUGUUGCCGCGCAGAUUAUCCGCUAUAUUCGGAGGCCUCGGUUCCACCACCGCCGCCAAUACUGCAGCCGCCGCCGAGCUCCAGCCCACUCUCAAGGUCCAGACCGACCGCGAAGUCUACCGCCCCGGCGAUCAAAUCGUCAUCACCGUCGAGAUUUCCAACCCUUGCUGCCGCAAUGGCGACGACAUGGCGUAUUCGCUGCUGAUCGAGCGGUUAGGGUUUGAGAUUAAGGGGAUUGAGAAACUGGAUUCGCAGUGGUUCGCUACGCAGAAGCCUGUGCCUGGAUCUAGACAGAGAAGAGGUGAAUAUGUGUUCAUGGAGGCCUCGACACCGGCAUUGGUUACCAAUCAAAUUGUUUCGCCAGGGGCCACGAAAUCAUAUGUGGUACGGUCAGUGCUUCCAAGCAUUAUACCACCGUCAUACAAAGGUGCUACCAUUCGGUAUAUGUACUAUGUUCGAAGUACAAUGUCUGGACAAUGGUUGAUAUUGGAGAAUGCCCAUUCUCGUGGAGAGUCAGUUAAAGAUUUUCCAGAAAUGGAAGCUCGUACUCCAUUACAAGUAUGGGUCACUCAGAAGACCAGUGGCUUGGGAGCAGAAGAAAGUCAAAGUGAUGGGAUUGUUCCUUCGUCAACCAUGCAAAUUGAUAUGUAUUGGAAAGAGAUGGAUGGUGACUCUGAAUGGGUAAAAGGAAAUGAUGUAUAUGAUGGGAUUGAGGAUGGCUAUGAAAGCUCAAAGGAUGAGAUCUCAUCCGUUUCAUCUUACAAUCCUAUGAAAGAACAUAUGAACAGAACCUUUGGUAGUUCAUUAUCAUUGCAAUCAGCUAGGUCUUCAAACAAGGAUACAUAUCUUGAAAGAGAACGCACAAGUCUAUCUUCAAAUCUGGCACUUCCACUGCUCUCCGCUGCUGAAGUCGUGUAUGAUACUGGUGCUGAUCUUAAAUCGCCCAAAAAUUCCUCUGUUGUUGGCUCUCCAAGCAGGCAGCAGAAACUUACAAAAUCCCUUCCUUCAGAAGAUGAAGCAAGAGCAUCUACUUCACCAGCAGCUGGUGCUGCUGAAACCUUAGCAUCAGAAGGCUUUAUUCGAGGGAGGUCUUACAAUAUCCGGCUGGACGACAAAGUUCUGCUUAGAUUUUCCCCGAAAAAUUCUGAUUCUAAUUAUUACUUCAGUGAUAUGAUUGGUGGAACUCUUACUUUCUUUCAUGAAGAAGGAGCUAGAAGAUGCCUUGAGGUUUCUAUAACACUGGAGACUUCAGAAACCAUUAGUCGGCGAUAUGUCCAUCCUUCUCGGAAGAAUUCCCCUACAAUUACAAAGGUUCAGAGUGAUCAUUACGAGGUUGUUGCUGAUUUAGUGCAGACAAGUUUUCUCUUUUCCAUUCCUAUGGAUGGGCCUAUGUCUUUUUCCACUCCUCAUGUAUCUAUAAAAUGGGUCCUUCGGUUUGAAUUUUUUACCACUCCAAAGAAUGUUGACUGGACCAGGUACGAUCAUCCUCUUCUUGUAGAGGGAAGAGACAAAAGUGAGUGGGUUCUUCCUAUCGUUGUUCAUGCACCUCCAGGUGUGGGACCUAAUGGUCAGUCACGAAAUGAGAAGUCUCUGCUCGGAAUAGUUGGUGCAUAAUCAGAGGCUGAUGUAAUUGCGUUGUCUGAAAUACCAAGCCUCGAUCUCGAUUUCAAAUUGUGGAUCAGCAUCUUUUAGCUAUCUAGCCGUUGUGGCUACACAGCUAUCUGUUCCUCUGGAGAAAUAGUCGAGUGAAUGCUGAAAAGAAAGCUUGAAGGGCAGAGGGGACAGAGAUGUGGACUAAGAGAUGUUACAGAGCGGAUUUAGCAUAGGUCUAUACACCAAAAUGUGUAGCAUCAUUGAUUUAUAUUUGUUAAUUUUAUUUUCCCGUGAUAUAAAGUUUCAUGGUGUUGAAACGGGUUGUACAUUCUGUGAAGAUAGGCGUUUGUUAUUCAUUGAAACAGAUGGGGGAAAAAAAAAAGGAAAAUCCACACCUACUCUACAAAUU